Lathyrus sativus (Indian pea) is the source of this 525-nucleotide messenger RNA. Lineage: Eukaryota; Viridiplantae; Streptophyta; Magnoliopsida; Fabales; Fabaceae. The record is from the annotation of a GenBank genome assembly.
AUGGAUAAAGCUAUGACUAAACUUGGAAGCUUUUGGGUCUCCAAGAAAGCCAAGGAAGAGAUUUCCAACAUAACCAACGACCUAUCUUCUUUCUCGAAUACUGUUGAAGACAAGGCUAAAUUUUUCAUCAACAAACUCAAAGGAAAAACUCAGAAAGCCUUACCGGAUCUCCUACGAGAGCACAACCUUCCUCCGGGUCUGUUUCCUCGUAACAUAACAUGCUAUGAGUUUGAUGAAUCAAAAGGAAAGUUGAUAGUGCACUUGUCCUCUCCUUGUGAGGUAUGCUUCAAGGACUCAUCCAUUGUGAGAUAUUCUAAUCGUGUGAAAGGGACACUGUCAAAGGGGAAACUCGUUGUUAUAGAUGGAAUGAAAACCAAGGUUCUUAUGUGGGUUAAGGUCACAAGUGUUUAUGUUGAGAGUUAUAAAUCUGACAAAGUAUGGUUCACUACUACUGGUGUUAAGAAAUCAAGGCCUAAAGAUGCCUAUGAAAUGCCUCGUGAAGCUAUUAAGGUUGAAGAAUUUUGA